This is a messenger RNA of Anolis sagrei ordinatus, 4902 nucleotides long. RefSeq names its product solute carrier family 20 member 2 (gene SLC20A2). Gene Ontology annotation, cellular component: membrane. Gene Ontology annotation, biological process: phosphate ion transmembrane transport. NCBI's taxonomy places the organism in Eukaryota, Metazoa, Chordata, Lepidosauria, Squamata, Anolidae. The record is from RefSeq and is a predicted model, not a curated record. Gene Ontology annotation, molecular function: phosphate transmembrane transporter activity.
UCUGUCUACUUCCGUUUGGUGGCGCUCCCCCUUUUGGCUUUGUUUUUCUCGAUGUGCAUCCGGGUUUUUGCCGGCGUGUUUGGCGGCUGUUUGCGGAGAGCGGGCGAGGCGAGGCGAGGCGCCGGCGGGAAGCGUGGCUGGCGGGACGGAGAGAUCACCACAGCUGUAACACUAUUGAAAUAAAAUAUGGAAUGGAUUUCAAUUGUGACUGAACCCAGCCAAACAAACAAUACUGACAGUAGCUUGAAAAUCACCAGUUAGCAGUUUCUUCACACUCCAGCAUUACACAGCACUUUCCAGAGAGAACUCACUGUGUGCAAGAAAUCUGCUUUACAAAUAUCUCACUGUAACCUCGGUUUUGCCUAAUUAAAUAUUUACAAAGGGGAAACAUCUACAAGAACACCAAGAAAGAUGGCGUUGGAAGAAUAUCUUUGGAUGGUUAUUGUUGGUUUUAUUAUUGCUUUUAUCUUGGCAUUCUCAGUUGGCGCAAAUGAUGUUGCCAACUCUUUUGGUACGGCUGUGGGCUCUGGUGUGGUGACCUUGCGCCAGGCCUGUAUUCUUGCUUCCAUAUUUGAAACUACUGGUUCAGUGCUGCUAGGAGCAAAAGUAGGCGAAACUAUUCGUAAAGGUAUAAUAGAUGUGAAUUUGUACAACAGCACUGUGGAUCUACUGAUGGCAGGAGAAGUUAGUGCGAUGGUUGGAUCUGCUGUUUGGCAACUGAUAGCAUCUUUCUUGAAACUCCCAAUAUCCGGAACACAUUGCAUUGUAGGUGCUACCAUUGGAUUCUCAUUAGUUGCAAUUGGUACGAAAGGAGUCCAGUGGAUGGAACUUGUCAAGAUUGUUGCUUCUUGGUUUAUCUCCCCUCUUUUAUCUGGGAUGAUGUCUGGUGUGCUGUUUGUGCUUAUUCGAUUCUGCAUCUUAAAUAAGGAGGACCCUGUACCCAAUGGUCUCCGUGCCCUUCCAGUGUUCUAUGCUGCUACAAUAACAAUUAAUGUAUUCUCUAUAAUGUAUACAGGUGCCCCAGUCCUAGGAAUCACUCUUCCUGUGUGGGCAAUAGCACUGAUAUCAAUUGGUGUAUCACUAGUAAUUGCUACCUUAGUCUGGAUAUUUGUGUGUCCGUGGAUGAAAAGAAAAAUAGCAAGUCGAUUAAAGAAAGAAGGUGCAUUAUCAAAAAUAUCUGACGAAAGCCUUGAUAAAAUUCAAGAUGAAGAUCUUCCUGUGUUUAAAGAACUCCCUGGUGCCAAAGCAACAGAUGAAAGUACUAUUCCUCUCACUGGUUCUGGAACUGAAGAAGCAGGUGUAUCUGAUAGUAUAGCAAAUGGUAGCCAUCCACGUGUACCAUAUGGACGGGCUUUCUCAAUGACACACAGUACAGUGAAAUCUCCUGUUUCCAACGGCACGUUUAAUUUUGAUGGCCAUAUGAAGAGUGACAUUCACGUCUAUCACACUGUGCACAAAGAUUCGGGAUUAUACAAAGACUUACUGCACAAAAUACACCUAGACAGAGGUAAUGACGACAGACCUCUGCAAGAAAAUAACUAUAAGUUACUGCGCCGCAACAACAGUUACACCUGCUACACAGCUGCCAUUUGUGGGAUGCCAGUUCAUUCAUCCUUCAAGGCUGUUGAUGCAUCGACUACAGAAGAUAGUGAAAAGCUAGUGACAGACACAGUUUCUUAUUCCAAAAAGAGAGUUCGGUACGACAGCUACUCCAGCUACUGUAAUGCUGUUGCUGAAGCAGAAAUUGAAGCAGAGGAAGGUGGUGUGGAGAUGAAAUUGGCCUCUGAUUUAGUAGAUCCCAACCAUCCCCCAGAGGACCUUCCAGAAGAAGAGAGAGAUGAAAGAGACUCCUCACAAGUCCACCUGCUCUUUCACUUUCUCCAGAUCCUUACAGCUUGUUUUGGAUCUUUUGCUCAUGGUGGCAAUGAUGUUAGUAAUGCUAUUGGUCCUUUGGUAGCCCUCUGGCUUAUAUAUGACAAAGGCGGGGUACUGCAAGAAGCUCCUACUCCUGUUUGGCUACUACUGUAUGGAGGUGUUGGCAUCUGUGUAGGCCUUUGGGUCUGGGGACGAAGAGUGAUCCAAACAAUGGGGAAAGACCUCACUCCCAUCACCCCAUCAAGUGGAUUUUGCAUUGAAGUAAUGUGUGCGCUAACCGUACUUGUAGCCUCAAAUGUGGGUAUUCCAAUAAGCUCCACUCAUUGCAAGGUCGGCUCUGUGGUGGCAGUUGGCUGGAUACGCUCCAAGAAGGCUGUUGACUGGCAUCUCUUCCGCAAUAUCUUUCUAGCCUGGUUUGUGACAGUUCCUGUCGCUGGCUUAUUCAGCGCUGGCGUCAUGGCAAUUCUAAUGUAUGGUAUCCUGCCCUUUGUCUGAUUUCGUUGUUGUUUCCAGGAAAGAGGGGAGUCUUUCUUUGAAAUAGAAGAAGGCAAGAUCUCUCCUUCGAGAGUGCUGAGCUCCCUAUUCAAACCAUACGCUACAGUUAGUCAACAAGGAUGUAUUCUCAGUAUCUUUAACAUCUGCUGUACAUAUCAUCUGUGUCAUUGGUUGACAUAACACGUGGUGCCGUUUUCUUAUAUAUUAAAGAAAUAUAUAUAUAUGCUUCUAGUAGGUAAAACUACCUUAAAUUAUAAGUGAGGUGAAAAUAAUUGCCUAGAAUUUAAUCUUUAGUAAAAAUGUGUACAUAAUGUAUCAUUUGGUGGCAAUUUUUAAAAUAUUUUAGAAGAGCUGGGAUAUUUGUCACUUUGAUAUAUGAUAAAGCAAGGUGCAAAAUGGGUGCAGUUUUUAAACAAAUGCUGUUUAAUGAUACUGGAGCAAAACCGCGCAGAAGUACAUUGGUUAAAAAAUGUGGUUCAUAUCAUUGUUGUGUAUAAUACUGUAUGAAUAUUGGUUUUAUAAAUACUUUUUAAAAAGUAGCUUUUUAAUGGUGCAUUUCCCUGAUAUAUUUUGGAUAAGAAAGUUUAGAAAGUACCAAAGAAGGGGAAUAGCUUGUCAGUAUUACAUUAUAUGUCUCUCCGUGUAUGUAUGUGCUGUUUGUCUCCCCUCCAUGUAAGUUUCGAAUUGAAAUUAUUUUCUGCCAUCAGCCAUCAGCAAAGCUGGGAUGAUAUCACUCCUGUUAACUGUAACUAGCAAAGUGUCGUAACGUUACAGUCUAUAUAGCAAAUAUUAUCCACAUGAGAUUUAGUAAAAGUUCGGCUUUAUGUGUUAAACCCCGAAUUGUCUUCAAACAUCUAUUCGUCAUCCCUUGUAUGUUAAUCCAGUUCUGCUCCCAUUUAUCAGCAAGUUCAGGGGGCAAAAGACGAGGAUUGAGCCCAUUCUGUUUGCUUCUCCUUUUGCCUCCAGUAAGUCUUAACUAUGCAGUGCCAACUGGGGAAUGAUGAUACCACGCACAAUUGUAGUCAUAUAUGCCCAGCAUCUAAACAAGUGGGGAACAAAUUGGGCUCAUUUGAGGUGUUAUCUAAUGUCAAUCUCCCAUGUUAGACGUGGCUAUUAUAAUGGUUAUCAUGCAGAGGAUUGAAACAGUCUUUUUGUAACAAAGGAACAACUAUAAGAUCUAAUUCAGAUGUUAACCCUGAGCAGAGUAAGAUCUGCUGCAGCAUAACUCUUCCUGCCUCCCAAUAAUAUCAGAUCUCUGCAGCUCCCGUGGAAGAGUCUACACUGCAGCUUCUUAUGCCAGUGUUGCUCCACUGCAGUAGUGCCAUAGGAAAAAGCUGCACUGUGGAGUAUCUGGUGUCACUAGGAACUUGAAGUGCUUUCAAACGUAACGUAUUGCUAUUGAUAAUGCAGACAGGAGUCCAAAAAACCCUCUUUUUGAAAAGGUAUCCUAGUUUGCUAGUCCUAUGAACAACAUUUAAUAAUGACACUACUGAAGAGACCUAGAAGGGUCUCUGGCCCUACAACUGCAACAUGUUGCAAUUCCUUAGACAUGCCUUGGAUGAGGUCUUUUUCCAGUAAUACGAGGGGUAUUUUUUAAGUAAGGUCCGUUGGAACAUAAGUACACAACGAAAGUUUAUUUCAAAAAAGUAAAUUUAUUUUCAGAAAGUACAUACUUCACUCUAUUUUUCGACAUAGUUGCCAAGUUUGUUCAAACACUUAUCAUAUCUCUGAACCAAUUUUAAAAUACCCUCUUCAUAAAAAAUUGCCGCAUGCUCCGAUAACCAAAUCGUGUGUAAUCAAAGAAGGGCGACCGGACAGCGUGUUGUCACGGCCAUCUUUGAAUUGUCGUACCCACUUAAGCACUUUGCUUUCACUCAUAACAGUAUCACCGUACACCUCACAAAUCUGUCGAUGAAUUUCUGCAGCAGGCAGGCUCCUUGCUGACAAAAACCGUAUCACUGAGCGAACCUCACAUGCGGAGGGUGAGUUGAUAGUCUUAAACAUUUUUAAAGCACAGAACAGAACCGUACAGGUUAGCUACAGAGCGGAAACUGAGCACAGUUGUUCCCGAGGCAUGCCAGUACACGACCCACGUGCUCGUUUCGGUAUACGCGCGAACUACUAGUGUCUACAACAAAACGGACCUUACUUAAAAAAUACCCCUCGUAUAAUAGGAUAGUAUUGCCCAACAGACAGCUAGUGGAAUCCAGUUCCUUCAUUUGCCAUGGAGUCUUUCAGUUUCUUGAAUAUAUCUGGUUUUUCAUACAGCUUUCAUUGGUUUCCAUUGGGCUUAUGAAACAAAUCUUUCAAGAGGACUGUGCUCCAUGGCAUCUAAAGACAUACUGUUGCGAUAGUUUUCAUGUUGGGUUUACUGGAUCAGGUUUAAGGAAAGCGUGUUUGGAGGAGAAUGGGAACCUAGACUUUUGAAAUGCUGCUAAAAUUUUGAUACAUGAGCUUUCUUGGUACACCAUUGUGAUCCUUUUUCAUUGGUCAUUCAUUCUAAAUUUCUAAUAAAAUAAUGCCCGAAAACUG